Messenger RNA from Erythranthe guttata (spotted monkey flower), 5045 nucleotides. The record is from RefSeq and is a predicted model, not a curated record. NCBI's taxonomy places the organism in Eukaryota, Viridiplantae, Streptophyta, Magnoliopsida, Lamiales, Phrymaceae.
UCGUUGUACAAAUACAAACGACUCUGUUUCUACAGUCCGUGUCUAAGAAAAAAAACAGAGGGCUCUUUCUACUCAUUCUUCCCCAGAUCUCUGACUUUCUCCAUCACGGAAGAUUUUUUUUUUCCGGGAAACCCCAAGUAAAAUUUAACUGAAUUGAAUUGAGGUGAAGAAAGGUUCAGCAGGUAUGGUGGGUGGUGCGGCGGGUGGAUUUGUGGUGAGGGCAUUUGAGUCGAUGCUCAAAGAAUGCGGCAACAGAAAAUACAGUGCUCUCCAGUCCGCCAUUCAGACGUAUUUGGAAAGUGGAAAGGACUCCAAUCAGCAGCCAAAGACUGGUGAGACUACACAAGUUUUGUCGGCAGCUUCAAAUCAAAGCAGUUCAUCUGAAUCUGAGUCUGGACCUGGAAAAGUCGAGAUGCAAUCUGAUCCUUCAGGAGGAGCUGAGGGCGAGCUCGUUCUGAAUCCGCUCAGGCUUGCCUUUGAAACGAAGAACAUAAAAGUGGUGGAACUUGCAUUGGAUUGUCUUCAUAAACUCAUUGAGUACAAUCAUCUAGAGGGUGAUCCUGGUCUUGAAGGUGGUAAAAAUUCAAAAUUAUUGACAGACAUCCUCAAUAUGGUGUGCAGUUGUGUGGAUAAUUCAUCACCUGAUAGUACUACUCUUCAAGUGUUAAAAGUGCUUCUAACUUCCAUAGCAUCGACAAAGUUGCGAGUACAUGGUGAACCAUUGCUGGGAGUCAUCAGGGUUUGCUGUAAUAUUUCUCUUAAUAGCAAGAGCCCUAUAAGCCAAGCAACAUCAAAGGCCAUGUUAACCCAAAUGCUUAGUAUCAUUUUUAGACAAAUGGAAACUGAUGUGGUGUCUUCUAAUUCUGUUGAACCUAAAGAAGCACAUUCAGAGGAUGGGUCAAAUUCAAUGAUUGAGGAAGCGUCAUCCAGUGAUCGCAACGGUCCAAGAAUAACUUCGGAAGAUGUACUAUAUGUGAAACAGAUACAUAAUACAUCACUUGUGUCUCUUCAAGGAAUUCAGAAUCUUGUUGUUGGCUCAGAUAUAAAGGGUUUAGAGGCUGUUCUUCAGAAGGCAGUGGAUCUCGAAGAUAGCGGAAAAGUCGGAAGUGGGAUAGGUUCAGAGGGCAUCAGUGUUGAACAACGUGAUGCUUUACUUCUUUUCCAUACGCUCUGUAAGAUGGGCGUGAAGGAUGGCAAGGAUGAACUUACUAACAAAACUCGUAUUCUAUCGCUGGAGCUUCUGCAUGGCUUAUUGGAAGACGUUGGCGACUCAUUCACAAAGAAUUUUCAAUUUAUUGACUCAAUCAGAGCUCACCUUUCAUAUGCAUUAUUACGAGGAUCGGUGUCCCAGUCUCAUAUCCUAUUCCAGUAUGCAACAGGAAUUUUCUCAGUUCUUUUGUUGCGAUUUCGGGAAAGUCUCAAGGCUGAAAUUGGCGCCCUUUUUCCGGUGUUUGUUCAAAGGUCUUUGGAUGGAACAGAUCUUAACCAGAAACUAAGUGUUCUUCGAAUGUUGGAGAAAGUGAGCAAGGAUCCUCAAAUGCUUGUUGACCUUUAUGUAAACUAUGACUGUGAUCUUGAUGCACCUAACCUUUUCGAAAGGAUGGUUUCCACACUGUCCAAAGUUGCUCAAGGUACUGAAAAUAUGGAUACAAAGUCUUCUAAUGUGUCUCAAACAGGAUCACUUAAAACAUCAUCUCUUCAGGGUCUCGUGAAUGUUCUCAAAUCACUAGUAACUUGGGAGAAGUCUCACAGAGAAUCUGAAAAGCAGAACAAGGAAAAUGUAUCUUCUGAAGAAGUCCCACCUAGAGAAUUGGAUGAGUCGAAAAAUGUGGAAGAAGAUUCACCUAGCAACCUUGCUGUUAUGCAUGCGUAUGUAGAAUCCAUGAACUUCUGUGGAAUGAAAUUUGAUAUUGCAAUUCGUGGAUUCCUUAAAGGGUUUCGACUUCCACGGGAAGCUCAGAAGAUUGAUCGCAUAAUGGAAAAGUUUGCAGAGCGCUACUGUACAGAUAAUCCUGGUCUAUUCAAGAAUGCAGAUACAGCUUACGUGCUUGCUUAUGCAAUUCUAAUGCUUAAUUACGACGCUCACAAUCCAAAGGUGUCCCCAAAACUGUCCAAAAGUGAGUUUAUUAAUAUGAAUGUUAGAAAUAAUGCUGAAGAAUCUGCUCCUCAAGAACUCUUGGAAGAGAUCUAUGAUUCCGUCGUCAAAGAAGAGAUAAAAAUGAAAAAUGAUCCUACUGAAGUAGAGGAAAGAGAUGACAUCAUCAAUGUUCUCAAUCUGGGACUCCCAAGAAGGAGCUCUUCAACUGACUCCAAUUCUGAGGACAAGGCGAUUAUCAAGCACAUACAGUCUCUAAUUAAUAGUCAAGGUGAAAAAAAGGGGUCCUUUUACACGUCAGACAGGAUUGAACUUGUGUGUCCGAUGGUUGAAGCUGUGGGAUGGCCACUACUUGCUAUUUUUGCUGUUACCAUGGGUGACGUAGACAACCAAGCAAGGAUUAGUCUUUGUAUGGAAGGAUUCAAGGAUGGUAUACACAUAACACAUGUUCUAGGAUUGGACACUAUCCGUUACGCAUUUUUGACUUCUUUGGUGAGGUACAAUUACUUACAUGCACCUAAAGAUAUGCGUGGAAAAAAUGUAGAAGCGCUACGCACCCUUCUUGAUUUAUGCGACACUGAGAUCUAUGCCCUUCGGGACUCUUGGGUUGCCAUUCUGGAAUGUAUUUCCCGCCUUGAGUAUACAGUAUCCUGGCCAGCUAUGACUGCAACUGUCAUGCAAGGAUCAAAUCAAAUCUCCAGAGAUGCUAUUCUUCAAUCUCUGAGAGAGCUCUCGGGAAAACCAACUGAACAAGUAUUUGUAAAUAGUGUCAAAUUACCAAGUGAAUCAGUGCUCGAGUUUUUUACUGCUUUGUGUAACGUGUCAGCAGAGGAAUUGAAACAGACUCCUCCUCGUACUUUUAGCUUGCAGAAGGUUGUUGAAAUUAGCUAUUACAAUAUGGCUCGCAUACACCUGGUUUGGGCUAGAAUAUGGUCCGUCUUGGCCAAUCAUUUCAUAGUUGCCGGGAGCCAUGCAGAUGAAAAAGUCGCAAUGUAUGCCAUAGACUCUGUACGGCAACUUGGUAUGAAAUAUUUGGAGCAUGCUGAACUUACAAACUUCACUUUCCAGAAUGACAUUUUAAGACCAUUUGUCAUUCUCAUGCAAAGCAGCACAAGUGAAUCCAUAAGAAGGCGUAUACUGGAUUCAACUGUUCAAAUGAUAAAAUCUAAAGUUGGAAAUAUAAAGUCCGGCUGGCGAAGUGUUUUCAUGAUUUUCAGCAUGGCUGCAGAUGAUGAUCUGGAGCGCAUAGUUGAAAGUGCUUUUGAGAAUGUGGAACAAGCUAUCUUGGAGCACUUCAAUCAGGUAGUUGGGGAUUGCUUUAUGGAUUGUGUGAACUGCCUGAUCGGAUUUGCCAAUAACAAAAGUUCGCACAGCAUAAGUUUGAAGGCUAUUGUUCUUAUCCGCAUAUGUGCUGAUCGUCUUGCAGAGGGCCUUGUUCCAGAUGGUUCACUGAAACCUCUUGAUAUCAAAGCAGGUGAAACUUUUCAUUUGACUGAGCAAUAUUUGUUCCCUAUGCUGGCUGGUCUAUCUGACCUGACUUCGGAUCAAAGAUCGGAAGUCAGGAAUUGUGCACUUGAGGUCUUGUUCGAUUUGUUGAAUGAGAGAGGUGGCAAAUUCUCGUCUUCAUUUUGGGAGUAUAUUUUCCAAAGAAUCCUGUUUCCCAUCUUUGACCAAGUGAGACAUGCUGGAAAAGAUAGUUUUAUAUCUUCCGGGGAUGAGUGGCUGCGCGAAAGCAGUGUUCACGCACUACAGUUGUUAUGCAACCUUUUCAACACUUUUUACAAGGAUGUGUGUUUUAUGCUGUCCCCAUUACUGAGUUUACUGUUAGAUUGUGCAAAGAAAACUGAUCAAUCAGUAGUUUCGAUAUCUUUGGGUGCAUUAGUGCAUCUCAUUGAAGUUGGAGGGCACCAGUUCAGUGACCACGACUGGGAUACUUUGUUGAAAAGUAUAAGGUACCCCCCCCCCCCCCCCCCCCCCCCCCCACACCCCCCCCCUCGUUCCUUGUGGUACAAGUUACGGAUUGAUUCCAAGAAUUUUCCUGAUGCUAUUCCAGAAACUGAUGCCAGAGAUGAGGUGGAUAGUCCAGCGUUGGGAAGCAUUAGGAGUAAAUGCAUAACCCAGCUGUUACUUAUUGGUGCAAUUGAUGGUAUUCAGAAGAAAUACUGGGACAAGUUGAAUACACAACAAAAAAUCACCAUGAUGGAAAUUUCAUUCUCUGUCCUGGAAUUUGCUUCCUCAUACAAUUCAUAUACCAAUCUCAGAUUGCGAAUGCAUCAAAUUCCCGCUGAAAGACUGCCUUUGAAUCUUCUACGCCAGGAGCUGUCUGGAACUUGCGUUUAUCUGGAUAUUCUGCAGAAGACGACAGCAGAAGUUAAUAUUCAUAAAGAGGAAGCAGUCAAAGAAGAUAAACUUGAAAGGGUAGCUGAAGAAAAGCUUGUAUCUUUUUGUGAACGGGUGCUGAGAGAGGCUUCUGAAUUCCAAUCUAACAUGGAAGAGACAACUAGUAUGGAUAUCCAUCGAGUUCUAGAACUUCGGUCUCCCAUAAUUGUGAAGGUGCUAAGAGGCAUGUGCAAAAUGAACUCCCAGAUUUUUAAAAAUCGCCUUAGAGAUUUGUAUCCUUCCAUUACAAAACUCGUCUGUUGUGACCAGAUAGAAGUCCGUGGUGCGCUUGCGGAUCUUCUUACCAUGCAAUUGAGCGCAUUGCUGCCGUAGCACUUCCACCGUCCAUUGAUGCAUUUAUAGGAGGCUCGUUUUUAUUCGUCCCUUCUUCUGUCUAUUUAUUUAUUUAUUCAAAAAAUUCUCAUCCUAAACAAUUUUGUAGCUUGGUAAAAAUGCACUUGAUAUUUAUAGUUAAAUUCGAGGAAUUAUGUUGAUCCAACUGCGAUCUUAUCAAUUUGCUUACUAAGUUAAUUAUUUUACAUUAAAUUUAUAAAAUUUAUUUUCAUGUCAU